ACAGGAGUUGAGGCACCUGUUUACCUUAAAAGACAAGCUAACAGAUCUGGUGGCUCAUCCGGGAUAUUCCCAAGACACACUGGACAGAAAAUCAUCCUUUCUUACAAAAAUGUUUUUUGGGAUCCUUCUCAGUCUCACACUGAGUUUAUGCUGCUGUGAUGCUAAAUGCAUGGGAGCUAUGUUUGUAGAAACAGAAGCAUCAUGUAUUAAAAGUACUGAUACCAACAGCAACCAGGAGCUUGAAAAACUUCAGGACAGAAUUAAAUAUGUUGCUCGAAGCUGCAAAGAAAUUCUUGACAAAUAUCAAGUUUAUGAGGAUGGCCUGUACUAUCUGACCUCACCAAGAGGGGUCCUUUACCAGACGUUUUGUGAUAUGACCACUGCGGGCGGCGGCUGGACGCUGGUGGCCAGCGUUCAUGAAAACAACAUGUAUGGAAAGUGUACUGUUGGUGAUCGCUGGUCUAGUGAUCAGGGCAGCAACGCAAACCGGCCUGAUGGAGAAGGAACAUGGGCAAACAGAGUCACAUUUGGAACUGCAGAGGCCGCUACAAGUGAUGAUUACAAGAAUCCUGGAUACUUUGGAAUUGCGGCACAGGAUGUGUCUGUGUGGCAUGUUCCUAAUAAUAUUGUGAUGGAAAACUGGAGCACUGCCUCCAUCCUGAGAUACCACACUGAAAAUCGCUUCUUAACUCAAUACGGAGGAAAUCUUUUCAAUUUAUUCAAGAAAUUCCCUGUGAGCUUUGGAAUCGGAACUUGCAAAAUUGAUAAUGGACCUGCUAUUCCAAUAGUGUAUGAUACUGGAAAUGUGGAUUCUACCAAAAAACUGUAUGGACCUAAUUCAAGAGCAAUAUUUGAGCCUGGAUUCAUCACAUUCAGAGUCUUCAAUAAUGAAAAGGCAGCCAUGGCACUUUGUUCGGGCACUAAACCAACCGGUUGUGACAUUGAACAUUUCUGUAUUGGUGGAGGUGGACACUUUCCUGAGGCGGUCCCUAGACAGUGCGGGGACUUUCCGAGUUUCGACUGGGAUGGCUAUGGUACUAAUACAGGAUGGAGUGCUUCCAAAGAGAUAACUGAAGCAGCUGUACUUCUUUUUUAUCGCUGACCUGCUUCCUUUACUUCUGUCAGAGAUAUAUGACAUUGAUUAAUAUCUGAAUACACAAUAAUUUGCUCAAAUAUAUUUCUUAUAUUUCUUAUAUAUUUUCUCUUUUUCUAUUAUCUAAGAAUGUGUAUGGUGUUUGUAACUGAUGAAAAAAAAAAAAAAAACCUGUCAGAUUAGCCAUUUAUUGUGAGGCUUCUUUUAAUGCAUAUAACCUACUUUUAACUUCUCAGUGUUCAUGGGUUUUUUUUUUCAACUGUUCACAAAUGGAAACAAAUGUAUAAUGUUCAAAUAAAACCAAUGGGUUGUCAAUGCUGUUCAAACAAUGGAUUCAAAAUCUACUUUAGGUUUCAUAGUUUAUAAGUUUCACUGAAAAUAUUCCAUGAUCAUAUUCCAUAACACAUUUGGUUACAUUCUGUUCUGCUAAUAAAGUCUGUUAUUACUAA
Molecule: messenger RNA, 1542 nt
Organism: Megalobrama amblycephala (Wuchang bream)
Lineage: Eukaryota; Metazoa; Chordata; Actinopteri; Cypriniformes; Xenocyprididae
Product: intelectin-like
Exons: 7
Coding region: 110-1102 (330 amino acids)
Molecular function (GO): oligosaccharide binding
Source: RefSeq, a predicted model, not a curated record